Messenger RNA from Erinaceus europaeus (western European hedgehog), 2993 nucleotides. RefSeq names its product protein phosphatase 1 regulatory subunit 3F (gene PPP1R3F). The record is from RefSeq and is a predicted model, not a curated record. The coding region runs from base 59 to 2491 and encodes 810 amino acids. Gene Ontology annotation, biological process: regulation of glycogen biosynthetic process. NCBI's taxonomy places the organism in Eukaryota, Metazoa, Chordata, Mammalia, Eulipotyphla, Erinaceidae. Gene Ontology annotation, cellular component: protein phosphatase type 1 complex. Gene Ontology annotation, molecular function: protein phosphatase 1 binding; glycogen binding. The transcript has 4 exons.
AAGCCCUGCCCCCGCCGGUCCCGCCACCGGUGCCGUCGGUGCCGCCGCCGCCGCCGAUAUGGCGCGCACCGCCCCUGUGGAGCCCCCGCUGCGGCAUUCCGCGCCCCCCUCGCCGGCCGCGGGCGAGCCCCGCACCUCAGUGGAGGCUGCGGUGGCCCCGCGGAGGGUUCUCUUCGCCGACGAGGCCCUGGGGCUGCCGCUGGCGCAGCUGCGCUGCUACCGGCCGUGGGGCGGGCCCGGGGCGGGCAAGAUGGCGGCGGUGGCCGGGCAAGAUGGCGAUGGCGGCGGGGCGGAUGAGGACGACGAUGGCGAGGAUGGGGAUGAAGGGGAGGAGGAAGAGGAGGCUAGCCCCGAUCCUUUGCCGCUGUGUCCCGUGCCCGCUGGAGGGGGGUUUUAUUUGGUGCCCACCUUUUCGCUGCCGCCUGCUCCGGGCCGUCUGGAGCGCUUGGGGCGCGUCAUGGUGGAGCUGGAGGCGCUGCUGCCGCCUCCCGGAGCGGUCCCCGGGGGUGCCGGGAUGUGGGUGCCUGGGGGACGCCCACCGGUGCUGCGCGGGUUGGUGCGCGUGCUGAACCGCUCCUUCGAGAAGGCGGUGCACGUGCGGGCCUCGCACGACGGCUGGGCUUCCUUCUGCGACCACCCAGCGCGCUAUGUCCCGCGCAGCCCCCCCGGGGCAGGAGCGGGAGGACCUGGAGCAGGAGAUCUCAUCCUGGAUCCGGGCCUCGGGCUGGUCACCGACCAAGCCUCCGCCUCCUUGCCCGACGACGACGGCGGCCGCACCGACCGCUUUGCCUUCCAGCUGCCCUUUGCUGAGGGCGCGGGCGAUGGGGCACGCCUGGACUUCGUGGUGCGCUAUGAGACCCCCGAGGGCACUUUCUGGGCCAACAACCACGGCCGCAACUACACAGUCCUGCUCCGGAUCGCACCCGCUCCCACACCCACUGAUGCCGAAGGGCUGUCCCAGCAGCAGCAGCUGCAGCAGCUGGAGCCACAGCCCGAGUGCCAGGGUCCAGUGGAGGCUGAGGCAAGGCAGCUGAAGAGCUGCAUGAAGCCAGUGAGGCGCAGGCCUCACGAGGAAGAACAGAGGAUGAGGAGUGAGGAAGAUAAUCUCCCUUCUGCAGCAGUGUGUCCCGAAGUUCAGGAGUCAGUAGGUCCCUUGGUGGCCCCAACUCCUCUCCGUCCAUGGCCCCAGAUGACACUUCAGGUGUCUGAAGUCACCGUGACUGGCAAGCCCCCUGAGGAUGGUGCCAUUCCCAGAAGUGGUCUGCCUGUGGCGUUCACAGAGUUCCCCCAGGCCCCGGUCAUCAGGAUUCUGCCCUCGUCUCUCUAUGGCCUGGGUGGCUCCCCCAGGGACCAGGCCUCAGGGCCCGAUGUAAGCGAGGGGGGGGCUGGGCCUCUCCUGGAACCCAGCCUGCAACAGGUGGCAGCUGCGUGGGAAGGAGCCAGCGAGAAUGGAGGGGGACAAAAGGACCCCACAGCGGGCCCCAUAGCCAACAAGCCGCCUGCGUGCCUGGAGGUCCUGAGUGGGCUGGAGGAGCUGCUUGGUGAAGACACCAUUGACCAGGAGCUGGAACAGCUCUACCUGUCCCACCUGAGCCGCCUGCGGGCUGCCGUGGCUGCAGGUGGGGCUGGGGGUGGUGGGGAGGGCCCCCCAGAUGGAGGGCUGUCCCCCAGCCAUCCCCUGGGCAUUCUCACGGACCGUGACCUAAUCUUGAAGUGGCCUGGCCCUGAGCGGGCCCUGAACAGCGCCCUGGCCGAGGAAAUCACGCUGCAUUAUGCCCGUCUGGGGCGUGGCGUGGAGCUCAUCAAGGACACGGAGGACCCUGACGAGGAUGGGGAAGGGGAUGAGGGGCUCUCCACGGUACCCUCCAGCCCAGAAGGGGAUACCCCCAAGGAAUCGCCGCCAGAAAUCCUCUCGGGGGCACAUCCCGUGAUGGCCACUAUGGGAGAUGUGUGGCUCCCGUGGGCCGAAGCCUCAGGGUGUGACAGUCCCAUGGUUCUGGGUCCAGAGGGUCAGUUCACUGGGGCUCCAGAGAGGGGGUUGGACAAGGACACUGUCUCUUUGCGCAUGCCUAGGAUGAUAGGUGAGGUGACCUCUGAGGGUGCUGGGACAGAAGCCCAGAUGGUGUUCUCCACUGAGUGGGCAGAUAGUGUGGGUCCCCUGUCUAGCCAGGAACCAGCCAUUCCUGUUCCCUGGGGGCAGGACCUCACCCUCCGUGGUCCCUUGGCGGUUGAAGCAUGUCCUAGCUUGACUAGGCCCUGUGGGAGCUCCCAGGAUGAAGGUGGCUCAGGCCCAAGCUUUGAACCCCUAAACAGGUCCCCCACCCCAGUACCCUCUGCAGAAUGUGUAUGUGUCUUACCUCCCCAGCUCCGGGGGCCCUUGACCCAGACUCUGGGUGUGUUGGCUGGGCUGGUGGUGGUCCCCAUGGCUCUGAAUAGUGGUAUGUCCCUCCUGGUGCUUGCACUGUGCCUCUCUCUGGCCUGGUUCUCGUAGGGGGUGCUUGUGGGAUCAGCAAUAACUGGCUCCCCUUCCCCCCUUCCCUCUCUGGGAUCCGGGGAGGGGCAGCCCCUGCAACCCCCCCUCCCCCCCCCGCAGAGGGAUCUGAUGGCCUGUACAGUGAGGCACCCAUGGUCCUUUGCUUCUGAGAAUGCUCAGCUGGAGAGAGGCCUUCUUGUCGCUGCUCCUGUCAGCACAGGGCUGCCUGCCUGUGGGGACAGCAGUGGAGAGGGACAGAGCGUGGGUGGACGGUGAGUGAGAAGAGCCUCCAAGAUGGAACUGGGCAUGCCCUCCUACCCCCCCCCCCAAGCCUGUAUUUAUUUUUGUAUAAUUCUCUGGAUGAGGGAGAGUGGUCAUGAGCUGGUCUUGGGGCACAAUUACCCAGAGAUAUAUUUAUUAACAGCCAACCUGUGCAAAACCUGCUGGAGCUUUAUUUUUAAUUUAAUUUAUAUAGAGUACCUAUUAUUAUAUGCCACAAUAGAGCUCUAUGAGAAAUGAA